Zea mays is the source of this 1750-nucleotide messenger RNA. RefSeq lists its product as uncharacterized. Gene Ontology annotation, cellular component: proteasome regulatory particle, lid subcomplex; cytoplasm. The record is from RefSeq and is marked provisional. Lineage: Eukaryota; Viridiplantae; Streptophyta; Magnoliopsida; Poales; Poaceae. The coding region runs from base 85 to 1416 and encodes 443 amino acids. The transcript has 11 exons.
CCUUUCCCCCCUCGCAAGCAAAGCCAAACAGAUCUCCUCGUCGUCGCCUCGCUGUCUCCUCCGCCGUUGCCUGCGAUCCCGAUCAUGGAGGGCGACAGUACCAACCUCGACGCGGCUAUAGAGUCGCUCCUGAACGUGGAGAAGCAGAUGAGGCUGGCCGGCGAUGUCGCCGGCACGCGGAAGGCCGUCAUCGACAUCGUCGAGCUCUGCUACAAGGCCGGCGCGUGGAAGACGCUAAACGACCAGAUCGUUCUCCUCUCCAAGAGGAGAGGCCAGCUUAAGCAGGCCAUUACUGCUAUGGUUCAGAAAGCAAUGGACUACAUUGAUUUGACACCAGACAUUGACACACGCGUCGAGCUAAUCAAAACACUGAGCAGCGUCUCUGCUGGCAAAAUUUAUGUUGAGAUAGAGAGAGCAAGAUUGAUCAAAAGGCUUGCAAAUAUCAAAGAGGAGCAGGGAAAGAUUGACGAGGCUGCUGAUUUGAUGCAAGAAGUUGCUGUCGAAACAUUUGGCUCCAUGGCAAAGACGGAGAAAAUUGCUUUCAUUCUUGAGCAGGUCCGGCUAUGCCUAGAUCGUCAAGAUUAUGUCCGAGCACAAAUUUUAUCAAGGAAAAUCAGUACUAGAGUAUUUGACGCAGAUCCAUCAAAGGAAAAAAAGAAACCAAAGGAGGGUGACAACAUUGUUCAGGAUGCUCCUGCAGAUAUUCCUUCCCUCCUAGAAUUGAAGCGUAUCUACUAUGAACUGAUGAUUCGAUAUUACUUGCACAACAAUGAUUACCUGGAAAUCUGUCGUUGUUACAAGGCUAUUUAUGAUAUCCCAGCAAUAAAGGAAGAUCCAACCAAGUGGAUACCGAUUCUUAGGAAGAUCUGUUGGUACUUGGUGCUAGCACCUCAUGAUCCUAUGCAAUCGAGCCUUCUCAAUGCUACACUAGAGGAUAAAAACCUUUCAGAAAUCCCAAAUUUCAGGUUAUUGCUGAAGCAGCUGGUUACCAUGGAGGUCAUCCAGUGGACAGCAUUGUGGGAAUUCUCUAAGCACGAAUUUGAAAACGAGAAGAAUCUGCUAGGAGGAGCUUUGGGUGCCAAAGCUGCAGAAGAUUUGAAGCUAAGAAUAAUUGAACAUAAUAUCUUGGUUGUGUCUAAGUACUAUUCGAGGGUUACCAUAAAGAGGCUUGCUGAUCUGCUCUGCCUGAGUUUGCAGGAGGCAGAGAAGCAUCUUUCAGACAUGGUGAACUCAAAAUCUCUGACUGCGAAGAUCGACAGGCCGAUGGGAGUUGUGAGCUUCCGGGUAGUUCAGGACUGCAACGGCACACUUAACUCGUGGGCUACAAACCUCGAGCAGCUUCUUGACCUUGUCGAGAAGAGCUGUCACCAGAUACACAAGGAGACUAUGAUCCACAAGGCGGUAUUGAAAGCUUGACUGAUUGGCGCUGGCUGUUUUUGCUUCGUAAGUAAGAUACUGUACCAGCAGAAGGACGGGGAUGCUAUUUGUUGCUGAACUCUUGCUGCACAUUAUUUGAAUUCUUAGAUCUGCAAUCAGAUACCUACUCCUGAAAAGCUGAUCCGGCUCCUCAUUCAAACUCAGUUCUCCAGUCUUCAUUCUGGGAUAGCAAGAACGUCAAUUAUUUAAAUAUUAAUUGGUGCUGCCAAGAAAUCUCUGCAUGUCAGUCGCCGUAUAACCACAUCCUCAAUAUUCAAGUUGGGUCUAUGUAUCUCUAAUCUAAUCUAUUCUACGAGAGCUGUUUCUUUGUUUU